Molecule: messenger RNA, 843 nt
Organism: Cylicocyclus nassatus
Lineage: Eukaryota; Metazoa; Nematoda; Chromadorea; Rhabditida; Strongylidae
Source: the annotation of a GenBank genome assembly
UUUGCUCAUCUAUUUUCAUUACCAAGUGGUCGCAAGUUAUAUAGUGCAAGCCUGUAAAUGGCAACAGAUAAAAGAAUUCCAAAAGCUGCUAAAUUCGCGCUGGGAGGCUCUGCAGGGAUGACAGCUGCAGCUGUUGUACAACCUCUCGAUCUUUUAAAAAAUCGUAUGCAAUUGGCGGGAAAAGAUGGAAAAAAGAAGUUUAAAACAAGCUUUCACGCCUUCACGCACGUCAUUAGAAAUGAAGGUGUGUUAGGCCUCUAUAAUGGACUGAGCGCUGGAUUACUCAGACAAGCUACGUAUACGACAACAAGACUCGGUGUAUACACAUGGAUGCUCGAAAGUUUUACAAAGAAAGACAAGCCGUUGUCGUUCCCGGCUAAAGCGGCAUUAGGAGUGACUGCUGGUGCAUGUGGUGCAUUAGUGGGAACUCCGGCAGAUGUGGCUUUGAUUCGGAUGACAGGAGAUGGACAUUUGCCACCAGAGCAGCGUCGAAACUAUAAAAACGUCAUUGAAGCAUUGUAUCGCAUAGCAAAAGAAGAAGGAAUAGCGACUUGGUUUCGGGGUUGCUCGCCAACGAUCCUCCGUGCAAUGGUAGUCAAUGCAGCGCAGUUGGGAACCUACUCUCAGGCUAAGCAGAUGAUCCUACAGACAAAGAAAAUUAAAGAUGGGAUUUUUUGCCAUUUUCUAUCCUCUAUGAUAUCUGGAGCUGCGACUACGGUGGCAUCCAUGCCAGUUGAUAUUAUAAAGACCAGAAUCCAAGCAAUGAAAACCAUUGAUGGCGUUCCCGAAUAUUCUGGUCUCACGGACAUCAUCGUAAAGGUAUCUUAUACAUUUUUGCAUUAG